AUUACGCACGUUACCAAGUUGAGGUUUAAUAUAGGCUCCUGUAAAGCAUGUCUUAAACUAACUCGUUAAAAAUAGAGUUGAGGGACAGAAAUAAGGAUCUUCAUUAAGUAUAAUCUUUCUCAGACGAUUGUUCCUGCUCACAGAUGCAGAUAUGAUGCGCUGUCAGCCUUUGUUCUUUGGCUUCUGUUUGUGUUUCGCUCACAUCAGUGGAUCACAGAACGCAAACAGACCCGUCGCCACACCGGAAGAGGCUUAUUUCGCCGAGGCGUUUGACGCAAACACGCUGGACAGAAACUGGGUUUUGUCCAAAGCGGUGCAAGAUCAGCAACUGAAACUUCUCAAAUAUAAUGGUGAGUGGGUAGUAGAGGAACCAAGUGAACCAAGAUUUGUGGGAAACAGAGGCCUGGUCCUCAAAUCCCCUGGGAGACACCACGCCAUAUCCACGUACCUGAGGAAAGUGUACCACUUUAAAGACAAACCGCUUUGCUUACAGUAUGAAGUUUUCUUCCAGAAGCUGGUUGAUUGUGGUGGAGCCUACAUUAAGUUGCUUUCUCAUUCAGAUGAUCUUCGUUUGAGCCAGUUCAGUGAUGCCACCCCGUACACCAUCAUGUUUGGUCCAGAUAAGUGUGGCAGUGAACACAAGAUACAUUUCAUCUUUAGCCAUCGCAAUCCCAUCACAGGGACGUAUGAGGAGAAACAUGCUCGGCAACCAGAAGUGGAUCUGAGUGACUAUUUUAUUGACCAGCGUCCACAUCUCUACACUUUAAACUUGUAUCCUGACAACACUUUUGAAAUCUUCAUUGACCUGACACUGAUAAACAAGGGCAGUCUUUUGGAUGAUAUGGACACUCACGAAACACAGGGACCUGAAUAUUCAUCACAUGCGGCUUUAGUGGACGGGGUUCAAUCUUCUGACCUUAAGUUGGAACAUGAAAGGUCAGAUGGUGUGGCGUCGCCUCAUGAGCGUUCAUCUCGUCCUGCAUUAUCAAAUCCAGAGAGCCGACCCAGCACAAACCCGAAUGAUAAAGACAGCAGAGAGCAGCGGUUCAGCAUGAGCCCCGUCGCUGCUGUGGGAUUUGAGCUGUGGACCCUCACCGGAGACGUGAUGUUUGACAACAUCUUUCUCUGUGACAGUCUGGAAGUAGCCAGGCGUUGGACUGAAGACACGUGGAGCAAGAGGAAGGCACCUGGAAUGAUCGAGAAGCUGUUGAUGGCGACGGUCAAGCGGCCGUGGCUCUGGGGUGUCUAUGUGUUCACUGUGGGCCUUCCCAUCAUCCUCUUCAUUAGUUUCAUGUGGCCUAAUAAGCGGUUUGGUCCACCAGACCAAAAUUAUUACUAUAAAAAAACAGACCAGCCUCAGACAGAUGGAGCCCAGCACAGGGAGGAACACGUCACUCAUCAUGAUGGUGUAAAUCAAACACGAGUUGAGGCUAAAAGCAGAGCGGUCAAGAGGGCUCCGAGAAGCUCAGAAGUAACGAGUUAACAUUCACAGAGUCAGUGGCAAACCUCAGCAGAGUGACAUCAAGCAUCAUGUUAGUCCACGUCAGUCAAGCUUCCAUCAGCCGGCAAUCAGCUGUUCAUUUUUAUCACCGAGGUUCAUUUAAAUCCCCAUUCAUUCAGCCACUCUUCUUUAGCACGACUGCAUGCU
Messenger RNA from Rhinichthys klamathensis goyatoka, 1648 nucleotides. Its product is annotated as calnexin. The transcript is spliced from 13 exons. Gene Ontology annotation, biological process: protein folding. Bases 152 to 1483 code for a protein of 443 amino acids. The record is from RefSeq and is a predicted model, not a curated record. Gene Ontology annotation, cellular component: endoplasmic reticulum; endoplasmic reticulum membrane. Gene Ontology annotation, molecular function: calcium ion binding. NCBI's taxonomy places the organism in Eukaryota, Metazoa, Chordata, Actinopteri, Cypriniformes, Leuciscidae.